AUGACGAAGUCUGAAAAACAAAAAAUCUUAAGGAAGCACAAGUCUACUACUCAGAUAGAGGCACAAAAUAAGAAUAGAAAGAACAUGUAUAGCGCUAUGAAUCCUACAAGUAAGAAACGUCUUCUUGAAAGCAAUAAACUUAAAUACCAAGAGAUGGAUUCUAUGCAUAAAAAAAGACUUCUUGAUAAAAAUGCGCAUAAAUACAAGGAAAUGGACUCUGCGAAAAAAAAUGCACUCCUUGAAAGUAACAAAACUAAGUACAAGGAAAUGGACUCUGCGAAAAAGAAUGCGCUAAUUGAAAGUAACAAAACUAAAUACAAGGCAAUGGACUCUGCGAAAAAAAAUGCACUCGUGGAAAGUAACAAAACUAAAUACAAGGAAAUGGACUCUGCGAAAAAAAAUGCACUCGUACAAAUUAACAAAACUAAGUACAAGGAAAUGGACUCUGCGAAAAAAAAUGCACUUGUACAAAGUAACAAAACUAAAUACAAGGAAAUAGACUCUGCCAAAAAAAAUGCACUCCUUGAAAGUAACAAAACUAAAUACAAGGAUAUGGACUCUGCGAAAAAGAAUGCGCUAAUUGAAAGUAACAAAACUAAAUACAAGGAAAUGGAUUCUGCGAAAAAAAAUGCACUCAGUGAAAGUAACAAAAGUAAAUUCAAAGAAAUGGACUCUGCGAAAAAAAAUGCACUCAGUGAAAGUAACAAAAGUAAAUUCAAAGAAAUGGACUCUGCGAAAAAAAAUGCACUCAGUGAAAACAACAAAAGUAAAUACAGAGAAAUGGACUCUAGUAAAAAAGAAGUGCUUCUUCAAAGUGCAAAACGUAAAUACCAAGAGAUGGCUCCCACAGAAAAAAAUAGCCUUCUUGAAAAUAAGAAGAUGAAAUACAUGGAAAUGAAUCCUUUCAAUAAGAAACAUCUUCUUGACGAUUAUGCACGCAAAUACCAAGAAAUGAACUCUCACAAAAAGAAUGCUCUUCUUGAAAAAAAGAGACUUAAAUAUCAAGAGAUCGGUCCUGCAGAAAAGAAACGACUUUGUGAAGAAGCUUCACGUAAAUACAAAGAAAUCGAUCCAUGUGAAAAAAAGGUACUUCGUGAAAAACGCGCAAUGAAUUACGAAACAAUGGACUCUGGUGAGAAAGAAGUUCACCGUGAAAAAAGUAGAAUGAGCAAAAAACAUAAGCGUCAAGAGAACAAAUCAAACUUAACAUUGGAUCAUUUCAUAGCAAUCUUUAACAGAAAAAUAAGAGAAGGUCCUUAUUUCAUAUGUUCGGUCUGCAAUCGUCUCUUGUAUAGAAAGUCUGUGAGAUCUCUUAAGAGAGAAAAUUAUGAUUCCAUUCCAAACUCUGUAUUCACGAACGUAACAUCAUUUGACAACAAAGAAUAUAUUUGUGCAACAUGUCAUUUAAAGGUUUCAAAGGGUAAAAUUCCUUGUCAAUCAGUGUACAACGACAUGUCUGUUGAUGAAAUUCCAGCGGAACUUGCAGCUCUAGAAAAACUUGAACAAAUUCUUAUUGCACAAAGAAUUGUUUUUGAAAAAAUAAUUGUAAUGCCAAAAGGACAACAGAAAAAAGUUGCUGGCGCAAUUUGUAAUGUACCAGUUGAUUGUGAUCAAAUAUGUAAUGUAUUGCCACGCCCUCCCGAAAGAUCUGGUAUAAUAAUGCUAAAACUUAAACGUAAACUUGAAUUCAGAGGUCAUGUUUAUUUCGAAGCAGUGCGUCCACAAGUGAUUCAAGAUGCCUUGAAUUGGCUUAAACAGAACAAUUAUUUGUACUCCAGUGUAGCAAUUGACAUAAAUAAUGUAAGUGACAAUCUUAAAGAAUUAAGGGAACAGGUGCAUAAUACACCUGCGAAAACAUCUUCAAAUAAAUUACCAGAUAAUGAUGAUAGUGACAAUGAAGAAAACGACGAUCCAUUAAAUAAAUAUCGCCGGGCUACACAUGAAACAUGCCUACAGUUAAGUCUACCAGACUAUCCUGUAACUUCACAACAAGUAAAUGUUUCAUUGGGUAAUGAGAUUUACAAUAUUGCACCUGGAGAAAAUAGACAUCCUGCGUCAAUAAUGACUGACCACGGAUGUGAACCGCUUGCUUUCCCAGUAUUAUUUCCAAAAGGACGCUUUGGUUACAAACAUGAAAGAAAAAUAUCGUUAUCUUCAGUAAAAUACUUUAAUGCUCGGCUGUUGCAUUACAGUGGAAGAUUUGCUACAAAUCCAGAAUAUCUAUUUUUUGCACAAUUCGUCAUGGAACAAAAGAAAGUUGCUGAUAGUAUUAAUAUAGCUUUAAAAAAGAUCCAAGGGCAACCUGUUACUGUAUCACAAAUGAAAUCAGAUAUAAAUAAACUAAAGAGUUUAAUAUGUCAAGAUCAAGCAUAUCUGUUCUUAAGACAAAUUCCUGGUACACCACCAUACUGGCAGAAAUUUAUGUACGAAGUUGUUGCAAUGGUAAAACAACUUGGCAUUCCAACAUGGUUUAUGACAUUAUCAUGUGCUGACCUCAGAUGGACCGAGUUGUUUCAAAUAGUUGCUAGAACGCAAGGAAGAAAUAUAAGUGAAGACGAAAUUGAAGCCUUAACUUAUGCUGAAAGAUGUCAAUUGCUUAAUGUAAAUCCAGUUGUUACAGCAAAACAUUUUCAACACAGAGUUGAAACUUUCUUUCGUGAGGUACUUCUAAGUGAAAUUAACCCAAUAGGGAAAAUAACUUACUACGCUCUUCGCAUUGAGUUUCAAAUGAGAGGAUCACCACAUUUACAUGCAUUAAUAUGGACAUCUGACUGCCCAAAGCUUACAUCAGAGACAAAAACCAGUUUUGUUGAAUUUAUUGAUCAACAUGUGCAAGCUAACCUUCCAAAUGAAGAACACGAACCUGAACUGCAUAAUUUAGUCAAAAUGUAUCAAAAGCACACCCAUUCAAAAACCUGUAGGAAAUAUAAAAACAUAAGUUGUCGUUUUAACUUUGGACAGUUUUUUACAAAACAAACUAUAGUUGCUGAACCUUUAGAUGAGAACAUCGAUGACGAAGUCAAACUAAAUAUUCUAAACAGACGUAAGGAGAUUCUCUCCUUAGUUAAGCAGAAAAUUGAUGAAGUGUUAAAUCCAUCUAACGAUAAGUACGAUGCAACUUUAACAGAGAAAAAUAUCUUUGAUUCAGUGGGUAUUACUGAAGAAGAAUACUACAGAGCACUAUCGAUUUCACCAGACUCUGAUUUUGACCUAUACCUGAAACGGCCAGUAGACAGUUGUUUUAUUAACAACUACUUUGUUGCUGGUAUCAAAGGAUUUGCAGCAAAUGUUGACUUACAACCAGUUUUCAAUCACUACAAAUGUGUGACAUACGUUUGCUCUUACUUCACAAAGGAUGAAACUGAGUGUUCCCAAGCUAUUGUUAACGCAGCAAAAGAAGCCAAGUCAUCAAAUAUGAAUGUCAGAGAUGGGUUGAAAAAAAUUGGUGCUGCUUUUCUUUCUACAAGGGAAGUUAGCUCACAAGAAUGUGUGUAUAGAUGUAUGCCUGAAUUGUGGUUGAGAAAAAUAUUCCCCAAAACAAUAUUUGUUAGUACUGAUUUGCCUGAGAAGCGAAUACGUGUAACCAAAACUGAAAAUGAGCUUGAUGAACUUGAUGAAGAGAGCACUGAUAUAUUCAAGUCUAAUAUCAUUGAACGUUAUAGUUUAAGACCAAAUCGAAUCCCAUCUGUCGAUGCCUUAUGUUUAGCACAAUUUGCUACACUAUAUUAUAAGGAUUAUAAACCAGAUGAUGCCGAGACAAAAGAUUCUCAACCUAGUUGUUUAGAUGACGAUCUACUUGAAUCACGUAACUCAACUCUCGAUAAUGUUGAUACUGGUCUUCCCGCUAAAAUAAAAUUAAUGAACAAAAAUGAAUAUAUGAAAUGUAGAAAAGUUAAAGCGGUUUUAAGAUAUCACACACCAAACAAAACAAAAGAACCAGAAUUAUACUUUCAUCACUUGCUCAUGUUGUAUUAUCCAUGGAGAGAAGAAACAGAGCUAUUAUCUGCAGAUCAAACAUAUUCAUCUAAGUUUCAUGAAGCUGACGUUCAAGCUGUCAUUGAAAGGAACAGAGCAAUGUUUGAACCUAACGCGGAUGCGAUAACGGAAGCAUUCGAGUCAAUCAGAAGCAAUCCAGGAACAAACCAUUCCUUUUCAUACGACUCAAUAAAUGAUCAAGAAAACUCCGAUAUUCAAGAAGAAGCACCAAACGAUCUAAAUCCUGACGAAUCAUUCAAUGAACAACAGCCAUCAGAUUUAGGCCAAACACAACCAUGUCAGCCUUCUUCUGGAACCAUCACUCACCACACCCAACCAUCAGAAAUUUCUGAUGACGAGCUACGUCAAUCAGUUAGAUCUUUGAAUCCAGAACAAAGACGAGCCUAUGAUAUAGUUCUGUCUUGGUGUAGAAAAUUAAUAAAAAACAUGAAUAGCUUGAAACCUGUUGAAAUAGAACCAAUCUAUCUCUUUCUUACUGGAGGUGGCGGUGCUGGUAAAAGUCAUUUGAUAAAAACUAUAUACCACACAGCAGUUAAAACGUUUAGACAUCCUCCAUUUAACCCAGAGUUACCAACUGUUUUAUUAAUGGCACCAACAGGAGUUGCGGCAAUAAAUAUUGAUGGAACAACAAUAAAUACGGGACUGGCUAUCCUAAAGAAGCUAAUGAUUACAUUCUGCAAUGUCUGA
Dendronephthya gigantea is the source of this 4683-nucleotide messenger RNA. RefSeq lists its product as uncharacterized. NCBI's taxonomy places the organism in Eukaryota, Metazoa, Cnidaria, Anthozoa, Malacalcyonacea, Nephtheidae. The transcript has a single exon. Bases 1 to 4683 code for a protein of 1560 amino acids. The record is from RefSeq and is a predicted model, not a curated record.